AUGGCUGAAACUGCUGGCUUUUUCGGAUUUGACACGUCGAUUCCCAACAACGACACUGGCGCUUGGGAUGAAGACGAGGCUAGUCGCUCGAGUAAUGCGAAAAACGAUGAAACAUUUGGACCUGAUGCGGGCGCCUGGCCGAAACUGGGCGAAGUUGGCGGCUCUCGGCAUUUAGUUUCGAAGCUGGAGAGUAUGACGGUUUCGAACGGUGGUGCUGGAGGUUUUCCCGAUGAUCCGGCGAUCAUGAGUCUUCAAGAGAAGCCGCUUGUGUCAAUGCCUGAUAGAAGUGCACAGCUGCAGAAUAUGGAGAAGAUUUGGGGUCAGCCGCAGCAGCCUCCUUCGAACCCUCUCCAAAACAUGGAGAAAAUCUGGAACCAAGCUCCUCCUCCACAGCACAACGCUGCCCCCGGUGGAAUCGCCCCUCCACCUGGCUUUGGCCCUCCACCAGGAUUCGCGCCGAGACAGGAGCCAGUAGCACCACCAAUGCCCGGAAACAUUGGGACCGCCGACUCGAUUGUUGGAAAUCUUGUUCAACAGGCUGGACCGGGAAAUAUUGGCCCUCCAGGAGCUCCGAUGCAAAGAGGGCUCAACGUCGAAGAAUUGGAAAGACAGCAUUUUGCAGAAGGGCUUGAUGCGCUUUCUCGACGAGGGACGAUGGUUGGGAAAGAUUCACGAGAAUUCGAAGCUGCGCAGGUUGUAGCACAGGAAAUUCGGCAACCACCACAAGGUACCAUCGGCCAACUCCAUCCUGAGCAUCGGCGAGCACUGGAGCGCAAUAAAAAUAGGAACGACAAUCGUAACAACCGUCAUAAUCAACAACGCCGACGAGACCCUUAUGCGAAUCUGAUGAGUCGUCGAGAGCGAGAAUGGAUCACUUCUAUGCAGCUGAGAGCUCUUGAAAUCAAGAAUCCGGAGAUCGAGGACUAUUACUACGUAAAUUACAUGAAGAGACUGAUGCAAAAAGGCAAUGCAAAGAACCAACGCGAGCUCGUAACUCCUGCUCCGAAAGAAAACAACAGGAAUCGAAAACGCAACGAUUCGGAAAAAGAGUCAAAGAAAGAAGGUGACGAGGACGGAAAGGAAAAAGAAAAGAAAGAGCGCAAGCCUUGGUCAGAAGGCUCUCUUGGAAAACCGGUCUCUAGCUCCGUUCAUAACCCGCGAAAAAUGAUUCAAAUCAUGGUGAAAUCGGCAGAGGAAUCAGUCUCGGAAGAAGGCGGUGAAGGACAAAAUGCAAUUGAGCCACCGAAGCAAACGAAUAAAUUGAAACUUUUGAAGGAAAUCGAAGCUGCUUUCAUGGUCCUUAUGGACCUUGAGCUCAUGGUCCAGGACGAGCUCAGAAACUUUGGCCAAGAAGCAAAGAAAACUCAAGAACUUGUUUCGUUCAUCAAACCCAGCGAGAAAGUGCGCCUCGUCUCUCUUUUGAGCAUUCGCAAAGGAAAACGCCUUGUCCAGAGAACGUUGCCUUAUUUGAACCAAGAAGAUGCCGCUGAGAUUCUUGUCUGCUUCUUCAACAACUUGGCGUUGUUGAUCAAGCGCGAUGCUGAUGAUGAUGUUUUGCAUGAGCUCUACGAUGUCUUGGCCAAUACUAUCAAUACUCUUGACUUAGAAAAGAUUAUUGAAAUGGCGAGCAGAAAGCGACACAACAACCUGAAGCCAAUUGCGUGCCACUCUUUUGGCGCGUCCAUGAUCUGCAAAUUACUCGAUCGCGGCCAAAUCCUUCUCAGUCAAAUGUCCAUCCAGGAAUUUCCGGCCGACUGGCGCCAAGCCUGGCUCGAUCUGGUGAAGACAUUGACGCGGGAGAUCGCGGCAGUUGCCGUCAAGGGAGUGCUCCCGCCGCUGCUCGGUGUUUAUCCUGCUCUCGCCAAGGCACUCGAGCGUUCCGCCUCUCAGAAGCAUUUGAUAGGGCAUCUCAAUGGAACUCAAACCAACGCCAAACCCGCUCCUGUUUUCAACAAUCAGAACUCCUUUGGAUACUAA
Molecule: messenger RNA, 1977 nt
Organism: Oikopleura dioica
Lineage: Eukaryota; Metazoa; Chordata; Appendicularia; Copelata; Oikopleuridae
Source: the annotation of a GenBank genome assembly